Cololabis saira (Pacific saury) is the source of this 2225-nucleotide messenger RNA. RefSeq names its product mucin-5AC-like. The transcript has 7 exons. The record is from RefSeq and is a predicted model, not a curated record. The coding region runs from base 10 to 2181 and encodes 723 amino acids. NCBI's taxonomy places the organism in Eukaryota, Metazoa, Chordata, Actinopteri, Beloniformes, Belonidae.
ACAACAACCAUGGCUGCCCCGUCAACAACCACAGCUGAUCAAACAUCAACCACUAUUGCUCCAACAACACCCACAGCUUCCCCAACAACAAACAUACCUUCAAAAACAACAAUAACCACAGAAGCUCCAACAACUACCACAGAGGCUCACACAACUCACACACCAACAACGACAACCACAGCUGUUAAAACAACUACUGCCCCUCUAAAAACUAGCACAGGUGCUCCAACAAUUACCACAGCUGCUCCAACUACAACUACAGUUGCACCAACAACAACCCCAGCCGCUACAACUACAACUACAGCUGCUCUCACAGCAACUACAGUUGCUUCAACAACUACCACAGCUUUACCAACAACAACCACAGCCGCUACAACUACAACUACAUCUGCUCUGACAAUAACCAUAGUUGGUCCAACAACUAUCAAAGCUGCUCCAACAACUACCAUAGUUGUACGAACAACAAUCACAGCCGCUCAAACAACAACCCCCACAACCACGGAUCUUCGGACAACAACUACAGCUGGUCCAUCAACUAACACAGUUGCUCCUACUACAACCACAGUAGCUCUCACAGCAACUACAGUUGCUCCAACAACUACAUCUGCUCCAACAACAACCACAGCCGCUCUGACUACAACCACUACCGCUCCGUCUACAACCACUGCCGCUCCGACAACGUCCACGGUUGCUCCGACAACGUCCACGGUUGCUCCAACAACAACCACAGCCGCUCUGACUACAACCACUACCGCUCCGUCUACAACCACUGCCACUCCUGCAACGUCCACUGCCGCUCCGACAACGUCCACGGUUGCUCCGACAACGUCCACGGUUGCUCCGACAACAACCAGAGUUGCUCCGACAACUACCACAGCUGCUUCAACUACAAGACUUGCUCCAACAACUACCACAGUUACUUCAACUACAACUACAGCUGCUCCAACAACAACCACUGCCUUUCUGACGACAGUUGCUUCAACUACAAGAAUGAGUGGUGCAAAAGCAACAAAAUUUGCUCCAGCAACAACUCCCAUUGCUGCAACAACAACCAGCAUUGCUUCAAUUACAACCGCAAAUGCUAAAACAGCUACAGCCAUUCCACAAACAGCUACUUUUGUUCAACAAACUCCCACGACUUCCACAACAAUGAAUAUGGCUUUGACAAGUAAAGUUACUUCCCCAAUAUAUGUUUUUUCAGUGGUUUUGAAAGAUCGCUUUAAUGAUGAUCUCAAAGAUAAAAACAGCAACAGAUUUAAGAUUCUUCAAACGAAACUCAUAGCCCUUUACGACACCAUCUACAGAGCUAAAUUUGGCUCUCUCUUCAUUCGCAGUUUUAUUAUUGAAUUUAGAUCAUCUGUAAACGGGACACAAAUGGGGAAUAUUGAAGUUGAGGUGGGAGUUGAGUUCAAUAAAACCACACCAAUUAAGGAACUCCCAGAGAACAGAGUUGUUGAAGAAACUGUAAAACAGGGUGUGGUUAAUUCCACCGUGAAUUUCAACAUCACCAUCGUGUCAGACUCCAUUGCAAUAAUAAAAACACCUAAGGCAAAUUUGACAACUGCAUCUCCAGGAAUCCCAACCACAGCAGCUGCAAACUCAACUGUAAAUCCUGCAGCUACCAAUACUACAAUCCAACUUUCAAAAGAGGGAGCAAAUGCCAGAACCCCUUCCAAGCUAGCUACAAGUGCAGCAACCAAUGCUACAACCACGACUUCUACUGCAGCAACAACAACGACCACUACAACUGCAGAGUCAAUAGUCGUGAGGCGGGUGACUUUUAGGUCUUUGGGAGAGACAUUCACAACUGAUCUGCUGGAUGCCUCAUCCACGGCUUUCAAAAACCGAGCUGCGUUAAUCAAGUCAACACUGGAACCUUACUUUGAAGGAGCAUUUUCCUCAUUCUGCUCUUUGACAAUGAUUUCAUUCAGCAAUGGAUCUAUCAUCAACAACAUGGACUUUUGUUUUGCACCAGCAUCUGUUCCUGAUAACAUUCAAAUUGGACAUGUUUUGAUCACAGCAGCUCCAAACAUCACAAACUUCAACAUUGAAACCAGUUCUGUAACUGUGGAAAGCUUACAGUGGAAUAUUGCAGUAGCCCACAACAUUAGUUUCAUCACUGCAGUCUCCAUGGUGCUGUUGUCAUGGCUACUGUCAAGUCAGCAGUUUCUUCCCUGCUAAUGUUCAUGGGACAUUUUAAGAGAGCUAAUGCCAUGGCGGACCUG